This is a messenger RNA of Bursaphelenchus xylophilus (pine wood nematode), 1437 nucleotides long. The record is from the annotation of a GenBank genome assembly. NCBI's taxonomy places the organism in Eukaryota, Metazoa, Nematoda, Chromadorea, Rhabditida, Aphelenchoididae.
AUGAUGAUUUCCGCUUGUCUUCGCAACAGGUCAUCCAGUCUUUCACAGUUUCUUUUGUUAUUCCCUGGAAGAUCCAUUUUUGCGGUUGGAAAUUUACUGCGGUAAGAAAGACGUGCAAUUUUAGCAUCAUGUAAUAAUGUUAAAAAACGCUUCUUUUGCAAAUGAAACAUUUUUAGCCGCUAUAUUCUUCUAAUUCUCACCGCAUUUAUCAUCAUUUCCUUGUUUUCGCCAUGGCAGAGACACAAACCUCCAGUGAGGUAUUUUGCAAUUUUGUCGUCGGACCUGAACCUCUACUACUUAAUUCACAUCCCGUUGGUCGUACAGCAUUGGAAAAAUUUGGGUGCGGACUCUUUGCUAUUUAUUACCCUCAAGCAAGAUGAGGAAAUUGAUAGUGCUGCUCAACUCGUUAUCGAUUUUGCGGAAUACCUUGGGGUAGUUCCUACUGCAAAUAGAUGUUAUUGCUGUUUUUAGGCACAUGUGACCAAAUAUUACAACAAUACCAUAAGUGCUGGGCAGUUUGCGCAGACUCUACGCACCUUCGCGGCUGGAGAUGCGUUCGCCCACAAACUAAACCCAGACAACACGAUAUUUAUUACAACAGAUGUUGAUUUCUUCCCCAGUAACUUGACACAUCAUAUACCCAAACUAGAUAAAGGGAAGGAAAUCAUGUUCUAUGACAAAGAUUGUUGUGGCUAUUUGAAAUGGAAGGACACGCGAUUCGAGAUGUUUGCAAUGACUUCUGUUGGGAUGACAUUGAGAAGAUGGAGGGAAAUAAUUGGUAGGUAAAGCAACAUCAUAAGUUGGCAAUUUAGUCUCGCGGCCGACCUUGGUUCUAAAAUAUUUCUUUUUGAAUUUUAGACCUUCCAAGCAAGCCAAUUGACAGCCAGUUCAUUGAAACGUACGUUAACGCGACGUUCGAUAACACAAUAUCCCAACAGGACCAUUUUUGGAAGUGGUAUCUUGAUCAACAAUUCUUCGGCUAUAAAAUGCACCUCUGGAUUGAGAAGCACCCGCGGGAGUGGGUUUAACCCUGGCGUUCCGUAAUGAAUUCUUUGAUUUAGAUACGAAAACAUCACCGAGACUUUCAAACGCGGCGAACGCCUUGAACGUAAAUUUUGGCCAGCAGACGAGGUUCUUGAGUCAGUCGAAGAUACUUGGAAGCACUACGAAAGUGCGCACGUUGCUCCUGGAAUUUUUAUGGAAAAUGUGUGGAUCAAAAACUUGGUGCUUUACAAAAAAAUCUUCCCCAAAGAACAACUUGAACAAAUCUCCUCUUUCCGGGAACACAUUGUGAAGUUGAUCAAUGUCACUGAGACAAUGAGCCGACAUUACCAUCCUGAGCAAAACGAUACGUAUUGGAGGAGCACAUUCCAUCAAGAAGGGAUGUUGAACGAUGGACGAGAAGCACCGAAACACAAACCUUUGGCUGUUGCGUAG